Anopheles marshallii is the source of this 942-nucleotide messenger RNA. It is a transcript of the gene wgn, whose product is annotated as tumor necrosis factor receptor superfamily member wengen. Lineage: Eukaryota; Metazoa; Arthropoda; Insecta; Diptera; Culicidae. The transcript has 4 exons. Bases 1 to 942 code for a protein of 313 amino acids. The record is from RefSeq and is a predicted model, not a curated record. Gene Ontology annotation, molecular function: protein binding.
AUGACACACGUAUCAGAUAGGUCCGGAAUGGCGCAGAUGGGACGUCGACGAAGUCAACAGCGAACGUGUCGGGGCAUUAUACCGACCACUACGCUAGUGCUGCUCGCCAUCUUGCUUCAGCUAAUGGAUCUCGGCGAUGGGCCGGGGGGAGGAAGCGGCGGGUCAAUGCUGGUGGGGGCGGCUUGCGAAUCGCGCAAAAGCUGGUGGGAUCCAACGAUAGGCGAGUGCGUACCGUGCCGUGUCUGUGCGAAUCAUCAGGUCGUCCUGAGACCCUGCCAGGACUAUAUGAACACGGUUUGCGGCACGAUGAAGGAUCUGACCGCGGCUGAUCAUCGCCCCUACCCGCAUCUCCCGGACGGGAACGGUAAUGGGAUUGGACCCUUGGGCCGUACGCGCGACCAUCACUGGAAAGAGGAGCGUCGGAAAGAGGGCGAUGGUGUGGAGGGAUAUCGGCGCGUAGUGCCGGCCACCAGCACCGAGGAGAUUCUGUGGGACUGGCAGGUAGCGUCACUGCUGCUCGCCAUCAUCGGGUGUCUGCUGUUCCUGCUGGCAGCAGCCUGUGUCGCCCUCAACCAGAGUCGUCAGUGGCGCCGCAUCGAGAAACACUUUGACGCUGAUAUGGAAGCAUUAUCCGCGCAGCUCGUUAACCAUCUGGCCAGCAUGCAGCAUCUCGAGAGCGGACCGAUCCUGCUGGAGAACUUCGAUCACGGGCGGCUCCGGAGCACCGGCCACCAUCCGAUCGAGGUCCGGUGCGUCUACCUCGACCAGCUGCUCGAUGAGAAAUGUGCGCAGAAGGCGCUGAGCGUCCAGCCGGCGACCGGCAAUCUGUACAUCGAGGAGUCGAUCGAUACACCCCGCAUCCAGUCAUCGGUACCGUCCAUCCCUGCCCGAUCACCAGCAACACCGGCGGUCCCACCGAUCUCCCCUAUCCGGCACUACUGA